Paramecium octaurelia is the source of this 535-nucleotide messenger RNA. NCBI's taxonomy places the organism in Eukaryota, Ciliophora, Oligohymenophorea, Peniculida, Parameciidae. The record is from the annotation of a GenBank genome assembly.
CACUACUGAAAUUGAUGGCUAUGUCAUUGUCUAAGUCACUGGAAAAAAUAGUGAAUACUAUUUCUUCGACCUUGGGAAUCCUUUUGUGUAUAAUCUGAACUAAAUGGAUUAUGAAGGAGCUACAAAAAAGAAUAAACCAAACGUUUAAGUUGUAUAUUUUAGAGUAAUUGAAUUGAAUCGCUACCUCAAAAAAAAAGGCAAAUUGUCAUGCAUAAAUCUUUAAAGCAAAAAAACGAAUGGGUAUUUUAACAUCUAGACUACUGGAGAAAAUCUAUAUAGAGAGUAAGCAGGAGGAGUGAUUGUGGAUUUGCCUUUGAAUUUUUUGUAAAGUCUUUUAAGUUUUUAAGCAAAACCAGAAUUAUUUAAAGAGAUAAGCAAGUACUCAAGUUUCGAAGUCUUUUUGGGUAAAAAUGGAAGGAUUUGGAUUAAAGGCCAUGAUGCUGUUUUAAUAAAUUUUAUUAAAAAAAUGUGUACUUUAAUAAUUAGAUUAACAAUAAAUUUGAUAAAUAAAUUUUCAUCUUAAUUUUAGUUAUGA